AUGGGAGAAGAUGGUACAAUGAAGUGUCCUUGUAAACGUUGUAGGAAUUUGAAUUGGUUAAGUAUCGACGAUGUUAGAUUCCAUUUACUUGCUAAGGGGAUGCUUGAGGGUUAUACCGUUUGGACAUCACAUGGUGAAGAAAGAGGAAGAAAACGUAGUCGAACAUCGCAUAAUCGUUAUUGUGUUCGGGAACCUACGAGGGUAGAACAACCGGUAGAUUUGAAUGCGAUGCUACAUGAUUUUGCCGGUGAAAAUUCCGAAUUUUAUAACAACGUGGAUACGGGAACUAGGAAUGUAGAAGAAGUUCCAAAUGAUAGUGCAAGAAAAUUGUAUGAGGUGAUUGUUGAAAAUGGAGCACCUAUUUAUCCCGGUAAUACGAAGUAUACAAGAUUAAGCUUUACCACAAAAUUAUUAGAAUUCAAGAAUAUCUCACAUUGUAGUAAUAAGGCUUUUGAUAGUUUGCUUACACUUUUUGCGGAUGUAUUACCAAAAAAACACACGUUGCCCCAAACUUAUUAUGAAAUGAAGAAGAUAAUGAAGGGUUUGAGGGUUGAAUAUCAAAAGAUUGAUUUAUGUGAGAAUGAUUGUAUGUUAUUUUAUGGAGAUGACAAGGAUAAAGUUGUGUGUGAUAUAUGUGGUAAAGAUCGUUAUCGGGAUGUUUUGAGGAAAGAUGGUAAAAAAAUACCAAAAAAAAUAUUGAGACAUUUUCCUUUGAUUCCUCGACUACAACGCUUGUAUAUGUCAAAACAUACAUCCGACCAUAUGAGAUGGUACAAGAAUCGAGAUGUCAAAGAUGGAGAAAUUAGUCAUCCCGCGGACGGAGAAGAGUGGAAAAAUUUUGAUCGUCGAUAUCCAUCAUUUGCUCAAGAAAUUCGUAAUAUAAGGCUUGGCCUUGCAACCGACGGUUUCAACCCAUUUGGCCCUACCGGGAAAAAAACAUAUAGUGUGUGGCCCAUAGUAGUAGUUGUCUACAAUCUUCCGCCAUCAAUGUGUAUGAAAAAACCCUAUAUGUUUAUGACCGAUAUAGUGCCGGGUCCGAAUAGCAUUGGCAAAGAUAUUAACGUUUGUCUAAGGCCUCUCAUUGAUGAAUUGAAGAUAUUGUGGAAUACAGGAAUUGAAACAUAUGAUCAAUCUUCGAAACAAAAUUUUACAAUGAGAGCGGCUCUUAUGUGGACAAUUAGUGAUUAUCCCGCUAUGAGUAUGAUAAGUGGAUGGUCGGGUAAAGGAAAAUUAGGGUGUCAAGUGUGUCUUGGAAGUGUGCAAGGGUUUCAAUUAAAACAUUGUGGUAAAUGUAGUUUCUAUGGCACGAACCGAAUAUUCCUUGAACCGAAUGAUCCACUACGUCGGAAAAGUAAUUUGUUUGAUAAUGCGGAAAGAAGAGUGUUUCGUGGUCGUUUGUCCGGGGAGGGUGUAAAGGAGUUGCUUGACGGUUUAGUUUUUCCACUACCCGGAAAGACUAAUACAAAGGCGAGGAGUAUCGGAUAUGGGGAAGAGCAUCAUUGGACUCAUGUUCCAAUUUUUUAUGAACUCCCUUAUUGGUCUUCACAUAGUUUACGUUAUUCAAUUGAUAUCAUGCAUACGGAAAAAAAUGUUUUUGAGAACCUAUUUUUUAUUAUUGUGAAUGCGAAAAAGUCAAAGGAUCACAAAAAAGCAAGAGCGGAUUGCAAGCACUUUGGUGUGUUACCUCAUUUGUGGAUCGAUGAAAAUGGCAAGUCACCCAAAGCACCUUUUUCCAUUACAAGAAAACAACGUAAACUUUUGUGUGAAUGGAUUAGUUCACUGAAACUUCCAGACGGUUAUUCCUCAAAUAUAUCUCGUUGUUGUAAUGUUGAGGAGUGUACAUUUUAUGGAUUCAAAUCGCAUGAUUGUCAUAUAUUUCUUCAAAAAUUAUUGCCUCUUGCAAUUCGUGAGCUUUUACCGGCGCCUAUUGCGGAUGCCAUCACGGCAAUUGCAAAUUUUUUUCAAGAUUUGUGCUCAUCCACGGUUACAAAAACCGAUUUGGAAAUAAUGGAAAAAUCAGUUGUGAAGGCAUUAUGUUUGUUGGAAACAAUUUUUCCUCAAAGUUGGUUUGAUUCGAUGGAACACUUGGUUGUGCAUUUGGCGGAAGAAAUUAGACUUGCUGGACCUGCUUACUGGCAUUGGAUGUAUCCAAUUGAGCGUUUAUUGGGGAAACUAAAACAAAAAGUCGGCAAUAAAGCAAGAGUUGAGGGUUCCAUUGCCGAACGAUAUAUGGAGGAGGAGAUUGUCAAUAUUUGUGCUUUUUACUUUGCAUCCGACUCGAUUCACAAUAAAUUAAGUCGUAACGAAGUUUUGUUUGAUGUACAAAAGACCGACAAAUUAGAAGUUUUUAAAUAUCCAUUUCAACCUUAUCUAAGGAGGUACCAAGAUCGAGUUAUGAGACAACGUCCUGAGACAACACCACAACAAUUAGAUCAUAUUGUGAAAACUCGAUUCAAAGCUUGGUUUAAGAAAAAGGUUGAGAAAGACGAGAUAGACGGACCUCGUUUCAUGGACUUGCUAGAAGGACCGGCAUUAAAGGGGCUCUUUGGUUGGGUGAUGAUUAUCGUCAUGAUUUCAAUGACGAUAUAUAUCAUGGCAAGAAAAAGGAAAGCAACGGACAAGGACACCGACAAAGGCAAGGGAAAGAGUGUCGGUAGUAGUACAAACAAAAGGCGCGCGAAGGGAAAAGGCAAGGGGAAAGAAAAGACGGUGUUGCGUGACGAGCCAACGGAUUCGGAUACCGAAUCGGACCAAAACCCAAGGGAGGCGGAGGCGGAGGCGGAGGAGGAACCGGUGAGAAGAGUGAGGAUGCCACGGUCACAUUCAUGCGGCAUUUUUGGAGCUAAGAUACCAACAAGACCUCGACGGAUCAAUAUCUCCGAUGGACAGUAA
This is a messenger RNA of Daucus carota subsp. sativus, 2892 nucleotides long. RefSeq lists its product as uncharacterized. Lineage: Eukaryota; Viridiplantae; Streptophyta; Magnoliopsida; Apiales; Apiaceae. The transcript has 4 exons. The record is from RefSeq and is a predicted model, not a curated record. The coding region runs from base 1 to 2892 and encodes 963 amino acids.